UUUGUAAGAGCUGCCUUGUGAGACAUAUUGAACUUGUUAAUCGAUGUCCAACAUGCAACACUGUUAUUCAUGAGACACAACCACUUUAUAAUAUCAGGUAAAAAUUAAUAUUAAUUAUAAGUAAGUUGUAUUACAAAAUAAGUGGAAAAUGUUUUCUCGCACACCGCUGAGACCUGGGCCCAAGGGGUUAUUUUGAGUCACGUGCUCAUUGUUGUUUGUCAGUUGCUUUUUUGCUGUCUUCUGUUGCUGAUGGAAAUUUCAGAGCAUGAUAGUUUUUUCGAGGAUUUAUCGCCUAUAUCAUUUGUUGUUUUUUGUGCUGUACCAUGAGUGCAAAGACGAUUAGGUCAAAGUCUCAGUCCGGAGCAAUUCUUAUUUUUUAUGACUGUAGCGAAACUCUUCUCCAGUAUUAAUAUUGAUAAAUAUUCCCCCAGGUGAUCAGGGAGACAAUGAUCUUGAGAUUAGUCUACAUUGUUCUUUCAACCAGAGGCUGCUCACCUCGGAGACCUGCUGUGGUUAUUAGUACGACCGGACACGAAAAUCAUUGUCUCCUGUUCACUUGUGAUUUUGCAAUGAUUGCAAAGUGUCUUGAGAGCUUUACCAGUAGCUUUAGAGGUUUUGGCAUUGUCAGGUACAAUCAAAACUGGUGUGCCUCAUCUUUCUGUUGAUGAUCUUAGCAGAUCCCACCAGGUGGGAUCCCGCAAUCUCACAUUUCGGUUUUGGAAAAAAUCUAUUUACUGGGUAUUCUGGACUUUAAAUUCUCUAUUCAUAUGUUUCUCCUAUGGUUAUGGUUUUAUUAUACUAGAAAUGAUGUGAAUCACAUUCUCUUCACAGACUUGACAGAACUAUGCAAGAUAUUGUUUACAAGCUCCUUCCAAGGAUUGAAAGGGGUGAGCUAGCAUUAAGAGUAACAUGGUUAAUAUUAAUCUUUUUCAAAACUGAUUCAAGACAUUGCCUGAAAUAUCUCACAUGAAGUGAUCAUAAGACACGGACUAUCCUAUUAGUUUUUGUAACUGUUUCUGAUUACAUGUAGAUGAUACAAUUAAUUGAACCUUUCACUUUUACCCCAAGUUUGGUCAAUGUUAUUUGGACUGAACCCAGAAUUUAAGUAAACCCAGCUACUUAUAUAACUUUGUUGAUUAGUGCAUCCUGUUUCUUUGAUUUCAGAGGAAAGGCGCAGAGAACGCAAGUUCUAUAAAGAUAGGCAGAUACCAUAUCCAACCCCCAGAGGUAUUUCCGCUGAUUUUAAGAAAUGAUAAUAUUAUUAUCUGCCCAGCUUGCAGUUCUAUAAUAGUCCAUUUUCGAGGUCACUAUGACCACUGAAUUAAAGAAGUGAAGAUGAAUUUUUUACAGCCUUAGCCUCAAUCUGAAGUAAUAUAUUCACAAAGUCCAACGAGAAAAAGACCUGUUUAUUACUCUGUCUAUUGUGUAUAUUCAAAUAAUAUUAUUUGAAACACUUACUUGCCAGAAUUUCUGAAUAUUUUACUUUACGUCAAGGCUAACCCUGUAUGAAUGUGUUGUUAGUUUUUGUAUUCAGCCGUAAUUUUUAAUUUGAAAGUGGACUAUUGUCAGUGCUUAAAAUAAUUAUAAAAUCUAUAUUUUUUCUGUCUGUUGGGUCUGGCCCUGCUCCAACUACAUGCAUUUCCAUUUAAUUGCUAUAAUGUGGGAUCAAGAAAAUGUUCUAUAAAUUGCAAUUUAAAUUUGUCGUUUUUGCUCCUUUACAUUUACAUCACUAUCUGUACAGUCAUUUUUUGUACCAUUUCUAUGGCUCUCGUGUCCAUCGCAUAUAACGCAGAAAGGAAUUAUGUAACAAACAGAAGGUGGUAUCAAGAAAUAAUACUUGUUAAUUAUUGAUAGUUCUGUUUUUUAUUGUUUGUUUGUCUUUUUUCUGUUGUAGCUUGUCAGACUUCAUCUGUACCAGGACCAUCAAAUGCCGUCAAGAAACAAACAGCAUCAUUACCCAAAAAAAUAAGCAAACCAAAAGUAACAAAAAACUAUCAUAGAACAGAUGAACAAAUCUCUCUUCAACUUGAGACAUUUAGGUUAGUGAAAUAAUUGAUAAAUUAAUUUGGAAUUAAACCCUGCCUUUUAAUAGUUGUGAGAUGGAGGCUGUGUGGUUAGAGUGGGGGGGUAACCCUGUGAUGGACUAGCAUCCCGUCCAGGGGGAAGUAGCUAUACUCCAAGGCAGCUUCAUGCUAAGGAAAUCUGAAUAAGCUCCUGCUGUUUGGGCCUUUGACUCGUGUGCGCCUUUUACCUUACUUUUUUACCUUAGUUGCGAGAUUAAGUGAUACACCUGUAUAGAUUAUUUAACUAGGCUUAAGAGAGCAUGAAACUGUCUUGAAGAUAACAUUGUUUCCAUAAAUGAAUACCUGGAAAAGAUGUAAUAAAUGUACACCAAAAGCCACUGCAAGAUGUUCACUUCUUUUUUUGACCAAAUAGAAUGUUAUCAGACAGUGUGAUAGCAAGUUCGCCCAGGGGUGGUUUUUACAAUAAACUGGGGUUCCACUGUAUUAUGUACUAUAAAUCGAGUUCAAGGUAUGUACUGUGAGUUACAGACCAAGUUUUUUUGCCAUUGAUUUAUGGCAGCUUUGUGAAGUGCAUUGACCGUAAAUCAAUAGGGAAAAUGAGCAUCUGUAACGUAAAGUAUGGACUGAGAGUAUGAGGCUAGUAAAAAAAUUGUUUUAUCUCAGAGGUUAUUUGGCAUGUGGGAAAGGGAACAUGUUAGGGCAGUAUACUGAAAUAUGGCCAGCAACAUUCACCAAUCACAGUGCAUGUACUUACUAGGAGAUAUUAUAUGCGUAAUAAACAUCUACUGAUAAAUUAACUGAAUCAGAUGUUUAACUCCAGUCCUCCUGUCUGAAUACAUCACCCAGACAUAUAUUUUUUUUGAAGGGCUUAUAUCAUGUGUGUUAAGAAGAGGCUUAAUAAAAUAUUAGGUUUCAAUUAGAUUAUGGCAUUAUACAGUAUAUCUUACAUGCCAGUUGUAAAUUGUCCAUGUAAUUAGCAUUGUUUUGUGGACUUUUUUUCUGGAAGUAUCUAGCCAGCUUAGCCAGUGCGCACUCGCGUGGCAUUGCUUGCUUGUAGGCUCGAAAAUAGCGCUAUAUAAAUCAAGUGUAAUGUAAUGUAUAAAUAAAUAAAUAGAUAUUAGUAUUACUAACUAUAACUAACUUCAUUUCUAUGUGGCUGGAUGAUAAUGUUAUUGUUUACUUGUUAAAAUUGCAGAGAUGGAAGUGGUGGCCCAGCAAAAAUACAGGUAAAUGUUAACGUUGUUUCUUUUUUAGUUUUGAAAUAGGUCAAGAAGCCAUUGGAAUCUCAUAAAGACUUGUAUGCAAUAUUGAACAAAUCAGUAUUGACGAAAGUUGAAAUAAAAGCCCAAUUGAUGCACUCUGACUGCACUUAUUUGCACCAUAAAUGUAUCUGUGUUGUUGUUAGUUGUCGUUUUUGAAUGGCUCGCUACUCUGAAGAGGUUAGGGAGGGGGGUUUAGAACUUAAAGAAUGUUAUUAAAAGGGAAAAAACGUAUGCAGCGUUUAGGGAAUAUGGGAGUGAACUUUUUAUUUAUUGACUGAUUCAUUGAUUGAUUGAUUGGUUGAUUGAUUGAUUGAUUGACUGAUUGAUUGAUUUAUUGAUUGAUUGAUUGGUUGAUUGACUGACUGAUUGAUUGAUUGGUUGAUUGAUUGAUUGAUUGGUUGAUUGACUGACUGAUUCAUUAAUUAAUUGAUUGAUUGCAGCCACUUCAGAAGAAAUACAUGAGACUCUACUCAAGUCACCAUUGGCUUAAUACAAAGAUUUUUGGCAGCUAAACUACACUUGGAAUCUGCGAACAUGGUAAAAAGAUUGCAGUUUAGUUUGUCUCUUUUAAACCUAAAUCGCUGCUCGUAAGACGCUACGCGCCAAAAGUGAAACGCGCCCACCUGAAGCAGAAACACGCUUGUAUCACUUCGUUUUCACUCGUACUCUAGACCGUUUCAUUUUACCAGUGCUCUCAUUCAUGGCCAACGCAAAAUACGGCUGUUUUGCUGUCUACAUAUACAUCUGUCGCCGAAAAUGGUUACGGUGGAAAAAAUACAAACAGUCACAUUCUUGGAAACCAAAAUAAGAUAGAUAGUGAAGCAAGAGAAAAUUUCUACGAGCAGAGGGUAAGAAAUGGGUGCUGUCGAGUUUUUUCCCUUUUGGUACUGUUCCUCGCCUUACUAUAAAUCCAUGCCUGGCUUUAUCAGGAUGAAAAAACGCAUGAUUUUUACUCUGUGUAUGGAUUGCAACUUGCAGUCCGCCUUUGAAUCCGUCGACUUCUCUUCCGUGGGCAUCAGUACACCCUCGUUUAUCGCGGCUUUCGGGGGCAUACGCCCUCGUUUAUCGCGGCUCGCGGCUGAAGAGACUACGCACAGUUUACUCAGUUCAGUAGUUACACGCCAACUUAAUUAGCUAGACGAGUCUUCUGAUCGGAUAGUGUGGUUAUUAGUUGUCCUUGAUCACAUUGUUCGUUGUACAACUGAUUGAAAAAACGUUGUCGCUUGAAAAAAGAUUUGCAUCUGCACGAGCAGCUCGUGAUAAUCAAAAGUUUUGUUGAAAGAACUUUGAAUUCGCUUUUCUUAUGAACGUACAGUCAACUCUCGCCAAGACGGACACCUUUGGGACCGACACUAAGUGUCCGUUUUAGAGAGGUGUCCGUCUUAUAAAGAGUCAAAUAACGGGAAUAAGCAAAGGCAGGGACCAAAUCUAGGUGUCCGUUUUACAGAGGUGUCCGUCUUAUAGAGGUGUCCGUUAAGAGAGAGUCGACUGUGUACCCAUAUCGCUCAUGGUUUAUACUCUUUAAGCGGCAACGUUUUUUCAAUCAGGUAUAUUAUUUAGUGUAACUCGCACACUCGUUAAUGACGUAUCCUCUGUUAGGUUGGUAUCCUGUUUGACAAAAUGGAAAUAGGGAAAGAUUUAACGCUAAAAUACAUCAGCGAAAAUCUCUGCACCCAAGAGGUAUGGUUAUUUUUCUUUUUUAACUAAAUGUUUGCUGACCAUUAGUCUCCUAUGCUGCCCUUCAUGAGGGACUUAAAGAUCCGACGACGUUGAAAACGCCGCUUAAAAACUGAAUUCCCAUUUUUUAAAUCUUCAUCGCGAUGUUUCCAUCCCACUUACUUUCCACUGGAAUUGAAUUUUUAACAUCACUUUUGAGAAUAUAUGUUGAAUAGCAUACGAAACGUCAAGUUUAAAAAAUGCGAAAACUCGCAAUGUUUAUCGCCGCUGUUUGUGUUUAAUUUUUGAUCAAACUAAGAUGGCCUAAGAACAAGAGUCUCUAUGAUACCAUAUCCAAGUGCAGAAAGAGUAGGAAAAUUUCCUCUUCGCUUGUUUAGGUCUUCCAUAUAACGUGAAGUUAGGCAUCGUUUCACGUGCAGUGACGGUAAAGAAAUUACCCAGGGUGCCCGAGGUUUUUUCAUCCUAGGUCUGAGAAUAUUGCUGUUUUAAUUUAGGUCAAUUUCUUACUGAAUACAUUGCUUAGUGCCUUUACCAAAACACAAAAUGUACCUGUAGCAUUAUGAUGUCAAACAAAUUUCACCAGGGAGCAUCAACCAUAAUAAUUAAUUGUUUUGUGAUUAGUAUUAACCCUUUAAACCCCAGUAUCCACAUACAAAUUCUCCAAACUCAUCUCCAUACAUUUCCUUAAAGAAUGAGUUGAGAGAAUUUGAUAAAAGAUCAAGGCAUUUUUACUCGGGUGAUCAUUUUAUUAAUUCUCGUAACUUAUCUGUUCACUGAUGUAUGGAUAUUGUUAGGAGAAAAUUCAAACCAUGUCCAUCCUUGUCAUCGCAUCCGUAGCAACAGACGAGAGAAAACAUUCUCAGUGCCUGAAUAUAGUCAAAAAUAACAAAACUGGGCCUUUAUUUUUGGCAUUUAAUUGAUGCGAAGACAAGUUUUAGCUGAUUAAAACGAUAGCAAGUAGCCUGACAUAAACCUGAUGCUUUUUGGACGUUCUCGUUGCUUCGCCGUCGUUUCAGGACCUUGAAGUCCCUAUUAUUUAGUCACGCACUGCUACUCCCUGCAGGAGAAAGAAUAAUAAUAAUAAUAAUUUACAUUUAUAUAGCGCAAACCUCUAUAUGAAUAUAUUCGGUUGCGCUUUACAAUAUUGUUAUAUUAAAUUUAUGUUAAAGGUGACUAAAGCAUGAGCAACUAUUAAAAACUACAAUAAAAAGUAUUAAAAACUAUAAAUAAAAAUAAAUAAAUAAAUAAUGAUAAUAAUUAAAAAAAAAAAAAACUAUUAUAAAAGCCAACAAUUAAAUCUAUUUAAAAGCUAAAUUGAAAAAAUGAGUUUUAACAGCAGUCUUAAAAGUGUCCAAUGUCUUCAUGUUGCGAAUUUCCGAAGGUAAUGCAUUCCAGAGAUAAGGUGCAGCUGACUGGAAUGCACGAUCGCCAAGAGUUGGAUGGGUCUUAAUGCAUGGUAACUCGAGGAAUAUAGACUCAUUUGACCUUAGAGAGUACUUGGAUUGCUUUUUGGUAGUAAUGAAAUCAAUUAGAUAAUUAGGAGCUUGACCAUAUAAGCACUUAAAUGUCAAAAGUAGAAUCUUAAACUUUAUACGGUAACUUAUUGGAAGCCAAUGAAGGUGGAAAAGCAAUGGUGUAACAUGGCAGAAUCUAGGUGUUCCGGAGACCAACCGAGCCGCGGCAUUCUGUAUCCGUUGGAGUUUCAUGAUAUGUGAAUUCGGGAGGCCAUAUAGUAGACUGUUACAAUAAUCUAUUCUACUGGUGAUAGAAGCAUGAACUAAUGAUUCGGUGACUGAACGACUUAAAUAUUUCCUAAUUCUACGCAUGUUAUAAAGAUAAUUGAAAGCGGAUGAGCAAGUUUUGUUGAUAUGACUUAGCAUACUCAUUUUAGUAUCAAACCAAGCUCCUAGGUUUCGAACUUCAGAAGAUGGAGCAAUUUGGGAGUCCCCAACCGAUAAGGUACUAAUGUUACUGACUUUCUGAAGUUGUUGUCGUGUUCCAAUCAGAAGACAUUCUGUCUUAUCGGAAUUCAGUUUUAACUUAUCCGAAUGCAUCCAUCUACUGAUAUCAGCAAUACAUGAUUCCAUGGCAGUUAUAGCAGCGGUCUCCUCCAAAUCAUUUCCUGAUCUAAACGCGAUGUACAGUUGCGUGUCAUCUGCAUAACAAUGGGAAUUAGGAAGAUGUGAUUCGACGAUCUUAAAAAGUUUACUAGCAUAGAGGGAAAACAAUAAUGGCCCGAGACAGCUGCCUUGUGGAACUCCAAAUUUAAGAUUAAAAUUACUCGAUAGAACUCCGUCUAUAUAGAUGCGCUGGGUUCUGUUAGAAAGGUACGAUUCAAUCCAAUUAAGUGCAGAGCCUGAAAUUCCAAAAUCAAACUGAAGGCGAUCUAAGAGAAUCCUAUGGUCCACGGUAUCAAACGCGGCGCUUAAAUCAAGAAGCACUAAGAAGCUGCCCUGUAGCAAGUCUCUCUCUCGAUGAAAAUCAUUCUCGUCCCCAGAGCCUUCUGUUCUCUUAGCCGGCGAUGUCUGAACACGAGGACGAGGAGGUCCUCAGUCUCUCGUGCUCAGGGAUCCUCAGGCCUCGCCGGCUCAGGGAAUAGGACGGGUAGGACGGAACUCUGGGAACGAGGUUGGGCGGGAAGGAGAAAACGGGCGAGAUUUUGCCCCUCUUUUUUCUCAUGCUUCUUUACGCUUUGUCACCAGUCACUCGUGUGUCUCGUGUCCUCGAAAAACGAGGCCCCUUAGGAGGGGCAGAGAAAGAAGUCUUCCGAGCCUUUUUUUCCCGCACUCACACUUUUUUUUCGUUUUCAGGAAAAUUCUUCUGGACCACUGAUUCUUCAUUACAGAGCAGUGGAUGUAAAAACCUGAAUCAUUGGGCAGUGUAUGGUGUCAGAAACAGAAUAAUUUCUUCUUGCUUAGCACAGUUAAUACUCGCAUCAUGAGCGUAAAAUUUGUGAGGAUAGGAACAAGAUGUCCUUGAAAAAAUGCGUGCUCAAAAAUUUUUUAAAAGAAUUCCUUCAGCCUGCAUUCAUCGCUGCGUUACCUCCCUUCCCCCUGCAAAAAAUUUUGACGUUGCAUUUCUGUUCAUUUCUUUACAACUUACUCGUCAUACUUUAUGACCAAUCACACAUCUUGUUUGGAAGGAUAAAAGUGUGUUUACAGAAAAUGUUACUGAGAGUCUUUCUCUAAACCAGAGCUGGCAAAACGCUUGGCCUGACUUGGGAUAUUUAAGACCCACCCUUCCCCGUAACCCAGUGUUGACAAUAAUUUCCUACUUAAAACAAAAUGUUGUGUCUGGGGAGGGGUAGGUUGCCAGUUUCUCCAGAAUCUUACACUGAUCCAAAUCUUCCUAAGGGGAGGAAGGGAAGGAACGAUCACCACCUGACUUCUUCCGAAACGUGGGUCCUUUUCAAAGAAUAACCUCCCUUGAAAUGUAUGCAGUAGCUUAGCUAUUGGCCUGGAAAACAAGCGUUUCUGGAGCGUUUAAGCGGGGUUUGAUGCGCCAGCGAGCGCCUCCAAAAUACGGGUGUUGCAGCCUAACGAAUCUGAAUGCUUCUGUUUUAACUGCCUCUGUACGAAUUUGUCUAGUUAGAGCACUGAAAGAGAGAAAAUCUCAACUUCCGGUUGCCAUUUUUGACUUCCGGGACGUCAACGUUGUCGUUGCGUAGGGUUAAGGGUUGGUUGUCGUUGCUAUUGGGUCAAAGGGUAGGUUUGUUAUGGUAUCUUGCAUUACGUAGCACGGUCUGCAAGACCACCAAACUACUAUUAACCAUAGCGUGUUUAGUUAUUGACCUGGUGUUGCUCCGGUGCGUUGAUGGUCGGCUAGGAAAAUAUCGCACCAGUUUCCUAACCAAUCACAGGUUUAAUCUAAACAAUCCGGACUUAUUCGCAGCCAGCAUUUUCGCGCCAUAGUGUUCUAAAGCGAUGACGUCGUAAAAAAUAUAAUAUUAGAAUUAAUGGGAUUUGUUGGAUAUUUUGAAAGAACAACAUCUGGAAGGUCUUCUGGCCAAACAAUCGCAUUGUGGGGCAAAUUGUCUCGGGAGAUUCUGGUCCCGUUUUGCUCUGAUGACUCCAC
Porites lobata is the source of this 9037-nucleotide messenger RNA. The record is from the annotation of a GenBank genome assembly. NCBI's taxonomy places the organism in Eukaryota, Metazoa, Cnidaria, Anthozoa, Scleractinia, Poritidae.